UAAUUCUGAAAUCUUAAACCGAAAGUCGAACUACGCAUGUGUAAAUUUUCUGUUUGUUUUAGUAUAUGUCAUUCUAUUUUUCAGUCGAUGACUUAGGUUUAAGUGUAUUUCCGAAGUUAAUUAUCAGGGACAUUCAGUAUGUUUGGUUUUGGUCAGAUGUUCCCAGAGAUGGGAAGGAGUUUUAACCAGACAUACCGAUGUUAUUCUGUCACUAUGCUUGGAGAAAGAGAUGACGUGGAACGAGGAGGAAAAAUAAUUAUGCCUCCAUCAGCACUAGAUCAGCUAACUCGAUUACACAUUCAGUAUCCAAUGCUUUUCAAGCUGACAAACAAGAAAAAGAACCGAGAAACUCACUGUGGAGUUCUAGAGUUUGUAGCUGAUGAGGGAAGAAUCUACAUUCCUUAUUGGAUGAUGACAAAUUUGUUAUUAACAGAGGGAGAUCUGAUUCAAGUGGAAAAUGUUUCCCUGAAAGUCGCCACGUUUGCCAGAUUUCAGCCACAAUCUGUGGACUUUCUUGACAUCACUAACCCUAAAGCUGUAUUGGAAAAUAUGCUUCGAAGUUUUGCCUGCUUGACA
Molecule: messenger RNA, 576 nt
Organism: Saccostrea cuccullata (small rock oyster)
Lineage: Eukaryota; Metazoa; Mollusca; Bivalvia; Ostreida; Ostreidae
Product: ubiquitin fusion degradation protein 1 homolog
Exons: 6
Cellular component (GO): VCP-NPL4-UFD1 AAA ATPase complex
Molecular function (GO): polyubiquitin modification-dependent protein binding
Source: RefSeq, a predicted model, not a curated record